Molecule: messenger RNA, 2038 nt
Organism: Hydra vulgaris (swiftwater hydra)
Lineage: Eukaryota; Metazoa; Cnidaria; Hydrozoa; Anthoathecata; Hydridae
Product: reticulophagy regulator 2
Biological process (GO): reticulophagy
Cellular component (GO): membrane
Source: RefSeq, a predicted model, not a curated record
GUAGUUUUUUUAUAGGAAUUUUUUCAAAAUUAUUUUAGUCGGAAGAAAUAUAUUACGUCAUUAUUAAAGCAGAGUCGCUGAAGAUGUCAUCCAAAACAUUUGCAAUUAAAGAAAAGUAGUGAAAAAAAGAGCGAGUAUUGAUAUCUUGUUGUGAUAUCAGCAUGUUUAAAAGGCUUCUUCGGGUAUUUAAAAGAAAGUCACCUGAAAAAGAACUAAUUGAUAAAAAAAAGCAAGAAGUAAAAGAGUGGCUGAUAAAUUCUGGCUUUAAAUGGGAUGAAUUUGAAAAUAUUUUGUUUUGGAAAGCACCUACAGUCUCUUUAGCAAUAUAUCUAGUAUUUACAGGGUUGUUUUGGAAAUUUAUCAGCUACAGACUGCAGAAGAUAUCUUUACUUCUAAUUAUUUUAUCAUCUCCUUGUCUUAUUGAUGAUGUGCGAAUUAUUAUUUGGAAUAAUCUAGAGCAAAGAGGAGCAGCAGUCAUCAAAGAACGACGUAGAGUAGGGUUUGAAUUUGAUGAUAUGUGCAAUUCAAUAGCGCAAAUUUGGAUUUCUGCAGAAAAUUCAAUGCUUUAUUUGUUGCAGCUUAAAGAGCAAGAAUUAACAAAGUUUUGCUUGCAUAUUGGGUGCUACAUCUCUGUUUUAGUGAUAUUCUUUGCUUACAUUCCUGUUGCAGAGAUAAUGUUUGGAUUCGGAACCAUUGUAUACUUUUUUCCAAUAAUAAACUAUUUGGGUUUACUUGAUUUCUUACUUAACAAAAUUGCUCGUUUUGUUCAUCCAAUUUAUUUGCAUUUGUCAAACAGUCGAACUAAGCGUCGACGAAAUCAAGCACAACAAACUCAAAAAACUUACAGCUCUUUGAUAAAACAAAGUAAUAAUGAUGAUACUAUUAUACAUGGAAAUCAGUUGUCUGAAGAAGUUGUUGAUAAAGAAAGUGAUCACAGUUUGUCAAGAAACUCAUCUCUAGAUGAAUUUGAUUUACAAAAUCAGUUGCAUCAUCUAGAUGAAGCUGAGCAUUCUUCAGAUUUUGAUGAAAAUGAAUUUCUACCAACAAUACCAAAUAGUUUGCAGCAAGAUUUUCCAUCAAUAUCACAGUAUGAUAGUAUGAUAGAACCUCGUGAUGAUGAGUUUUUACAUGGGCUAAAUUUCUAUAACGCUUCAUUGUCUUCUCACCAAGAUAUGGUAGAUGACUAUUUUAAUUCUACAGAUAACGAGGUUGAUGAUUUGCCCGAUGAAGAUUUUGAAACAACAAAAAAAGACGACGAUUUUGAGUUUUUAGAUCAUGCAGAAUUAAAUCAUAUAACUGAUGAUGAAAUUAGUAAACAGAACAGCAACUUGUCAAAUACAAAAAUAGUACAGGGAAUAUCAAGUAUACUUGGUUACUAAUCUCCAAAAAUAUUAAAGUAUCACUUGGUUGCUAAUCUCCACAAAUAUUAAAGUAUCACUUGGUUGCUAAUCUCCACAAAUAUUAAAGUAUCACUUGGUUGCUAAUCUCCACAAAUAUUAAAGUAUCACUUGGUUGCUAAUCUCCACAAAUAUUAAAGUAUCACUUGGUUGCUAAUCUCCACAAAUAUUAAAGUAUCACUUGGUUACUAAGCUUCUUGAAGAUUUAUCAAGUGAUUAGUAAGCUACAUACAAUGUCAUCAUGCUUAAGUACUAAAUAUUGAACAAAGAAUUUUUUUACUUUUAUUUUAAAAUUAAGUUCAAACCAUUUGAUCGAAAUCACUGCUACAAACUUAAUUUAUUUAUUUUGUUAUUCUUAGUUAUUAGAGCACCAAUAAACUUUAUAUUACAACAUGAUUACAACUUUAUUAUAAUAUAGUUAUUAAAAUGUUUUAUUGGUAACUUAUUUAUUAAAUUUUUAAUUUUUAUCUUGUAAAUGUUAUAUCAUUAUUUAAAAUAAUCAGAUCUAAAAUUUGUGACCAUUAGAGGCGUUGCUGUUUUUUUAACACAUAAAAAAAUGUUUAUAAUUAUCUGAAAAAUCUUAAACUUAUGGUGUAUUAUUGUUGUAUUUUAUAUUAAAUUUGAAGAGCUUGUAAAACACA